Molecule: messenger RNA, 636 nt
Organism: Penicillium alfredii
Lineage: Eukaryota; Fungi; Ascomycota; Eurotiomycetes; Eurotiales; Aspergillaceae
Product: putative nucleoside-diphosphate-sugar epimerase
Exons: 3
Coding region: 1-636 (211 amino acids)
Source: RefSeq, a predicted model, not a curated record
AUGAAGGUCAUUCUCGCCGGCUCCACGGGCUUCAUCGGCGGCCAAGUGCUGGACGUGUGUCUCCAGAGCCCCGCCAUCACGUCGCUGGUGGCGCUAACGCGACGCGAGCUGCCCGCCCAUCAGAAGUUGCAGUCGGUGAUCGUCGAGGAUUUUCGGCAGUACCCGGACUCGGUACGAGAGGCCAUCCAUGGUGCGGACGCGUGUAUCUGGACGCUGGGCAAGGCACGCAUGCCCGACGAUGAGACCGCGCGGCGGGUGAGUGUGGAAUACACGCUGGCAGCGGCGCGAGCGCUGCAGGAGACGGCGCAGAAAAAGAUUCGGUUCGUCUACUGCAGUGGUGGCGGUGCAGAGAAGGAUCAGAAUAAGCCGCUGUGGUUCAUGCAGGAGUACCGGCGUAUCCGAGGCCAAGUGGAGAAUGACCUGCUGGCAUUCGCCCACGAUCACGCCAGCUUCGAGCCAUACAUCCUGCGACCUGGCAUGGUGCUGUCGCGCGAGGUCAAUCUGCGUAGUCUGGUGUUUAGUCUGGGGCCAUCGGUCAAGGUCGAUACUCUGGCCGCGGUCAUGGUGGAUCUGGCGUUGAAGGGGGCCGAGAGGACCAUGUGGGAGAAUGCCGACAUCAAUCAAGCAUGGAGCUAA